Haliotis rubra (blacklip abalone) is the source of this 838-nucleotide messenger RNA. RefSeq names its product copper transporter 3-like. Gene Ontology annotation, cellular component: membrane. The record is from RefSeq and is a predicted model, not a curated record. Gene Ontology annotation, biological process: copper ion transmembrane transport. Gene Ontology annotation, molecular function: copper ion transmembrane transporter activity. The coding region runs from base 257 to 823 and encodes 188 amino acids. The transcript has 5 exons. Lineage: Eukaryota; Metazoa; Mollusca; Gastropoda; Lepetellida; Haliotidae.
GUUGAACCCACAGUCGCUGGGGAAGUGCUGUACUUGUGUUGAGAGAUAAUCCCACGUCGAGGUCACACUAGGUGGGUCAGAGGUCUCCACAGACAACCCUGUCUGGCAUCAGUAUGGAGUUUCUCACGGUCGUCCUUAUCAUACUGAACAAUAGGCUCAGCCGACACGGAUACGGGGUAGACUAGGGAUUCAUUACAGGAAGAUCACAGCCACCAAAGCAGCAUCCGCACAGCGUUGUCGUGACGUCCACGGGUGAAUGGUCACAGACAUUCACUUAGUCGAUGAUCUAACUCAUAACGAUGCUAGAUCACACGACCACAUCACUCAUCACAAGAUGUAUCUCGCUGGCUCCACAACCCUGCCUUUCUUCGGUCAGACAUGGGAUCCAGACUCCGUACAGGCCCUGGUAGCAGUGUCACUGGUGUCUGCCGUUGUCACUGUGUUCUUCGAGGUCAUCAGUGGCUAUUUCUUCUACCAGGAACUGACAGUGUCCUUCAGCUCCACACAGCGACAGCGACGGAACCUCCAUGUGUGCCUCACGUGUCUCUAUGUUGUGCGAGUCGUUGUGAGCUAUCUCCUGAUGUUAGCUGUGAUGUCUUUCAAUGUAUGGAUAUUCGUAUGUGUGAUUCUCGGCUCCGCCAUUGGCUACUUUACUGUGCAGCCAGUGCUUCGAUACUACAACUUCCGGCGGAUGUUACAGAGAGGUCAUGUGACUGGGACGAAUGAUCGCAACAGGCAAAUGAUGGAAACAGACCCGCUUAGGCCACACCACGAGUCUGAUGAGACACCAAUGGUUACCAGACAAAAUGAAUGUGUAAAAUAGACAGUGUUGGAAACA